Molecule: messenger RNA, 1193 nt
Organism: Brassica oleracea var. oleracea
Lineage: Eukaryota; Viridiplantae; Streptophyta; Magnoliopsida; Brassicales; Brassicaceae
Product: F-box protein PP2-A14
Exons: 3
Coding region: 225-1094 (289 amino acids)
Molecular function (GO): protein binding
Source: RefSeq, a predicted model, not a curated record
CCCACGUACCACCCUCUCUCUUUAAAACCAAGAAUGCCAUUAACUUCCUCCAUUAAACAAAGAACAAAAGAAUGGCAAAUAUGUCAAACCCAUUUCUUUCAUCUCUAUAUUUUCUACUUCUCCACCACAUCAAACCCGAAACUUGAAUACAUAAAGACAAAAGUAAAAAAAAAAGGAUCAUCAAAUUCAAAGAAGAGUCAUAUAUAUCAACCGAUCUUUUAGCUAUGGGGGCAGCUUCAAGCCUCGCCGGAUCUGAGGCUUAUGCUGGAAAGUUAUGCGGUCUCGAAGACGUACCUGAGAACUGUAUAACGGCAAUGUUCAUGUGCAUGGAACCAUCGGAGAUAUGCAUACUUGCAAGGGUGAAUAAGUCAUUUCAUAGGGCGUCGAGAUCCGACACGGUGUGGGAACACAAGCUUCCCCUUAACUACAAAUUUUUGGUCCGAAGAAUCCUUGAAGAUCAACAAGUAGGAGAAAAAGACAAAGUUAUUAGCCGCACGAAAGAGAUCUAUGCAAGGCUUUGCCGACCAAACUUCUUCGACGCCGGCACAAAGGAAGCAUGGUUGGACAAGAGAAGUGGGAAAGUGUGUUUGGCUAUAUCACCAAAGGCAAUGAAGAUAACCGGCUUUGAUGAUCGCCGAUAUUGGGAACGUAUUCCUUCCGACGAGUCAAGAUUUGGAUCAAUAGCUUAUCUCCGGCAAGUAUGGUGGUUAGAAGCAGUGGGAAAUAUCAGGUUUGAAUUUGCACCAGGAAAAUACAGUGUACUUUUUAAGAUACAUUUAGGCAAACCUUUGAGAAAGUGUGGGAGAAAAACAUGUAACCUCGACCAAGUUCAUGGUUGGGAUAUCAAACCGGUCAGGUUUCAACUGUCUACAUCAGACGGCCAAAGUGCGAUGUCUGAACGACAUUUGGAUGAACCAGGGAGGUGGUUUUAUCAUCACGUGGGUGAUUUUGUCGUAGAGAAUCAAAACUCGCCCGUUUGGGUCAAGUUCUCUAUGCUCCAGAUAGAUUGUACACAUACCAAAGGUGGUUUAUGUUUAGAUUGUGUGAUUAUAUGUCCAUUUGAGUUUAGAGGGAAAUACACAUGUUUCGAUUAGUUUUUGUUUGAAAGGUUUUGUUUUGAUAUAUUAGUUUGUAGGAUAUUUAUUACUUGUAAAUCUAUAAAGUCUGUUUAUAUUGUAAGAUAAUUACUAUAA